Molecule: messenger RNA, 1129 nt
Organism: Vitis vinifera (wine grape)
Lineage: Eukaryota; Viridiplantae; Streptophyta; Magnoliopsida; Vitales; Vitaceae
Product: VQ motif-containing protein 20
Exons: 1
Coding region: 259-864 (201 amino acids)
Cellular component (GO): nucleus
Source: RefSeq, a predicted model, not a curated record
CAACUUCGUCCAGGUGCACAUGUGGUGACCCCCCAACAACUCUUUCCCGGAAACCACUCACAUCUCGACACGUCACCACCACUCCUGCCUUUAAACGGUCUGUCAGAUGGCGUCCUCUAGUUAUUCAUCUCCAGAACUUGACCACGUGUCAAAUCUGACAUGGCGUAACCCCGUUCGCCGCCACGCCUGUAUAUAUAUUAUAUAUAACCCACACGUCCCUUGCAAAGGGACAGCAUAAUUUGUAGGGUACCCCAAGCCAUGAGCCCAUCGCAAUUGAAUGACCAUGCACAUACAAAAAAUGGCUUGAAAAUCAACAAGGACUCUCAUUUGAUCAAGAAAUCAUCACCACCGUCGUCAUCCUCGUCAUCGGCGAUGGCCGUAAAGCCUCAGCAGCACCGCCAUCCGGUCAUCAUCUACACACAUUCACCGAAAAUUAUACACACUCAUCCCAGGGACUUCAUGGCGUUGGUGCAGAAGCUGACCGGGUUGUCGAGGUCGGAUGACGACGGUCCAGCUCAGCAGGCGCAACGGAAGGCGGAAAAGGGCGAUUUAUCGGAGGAUCAUCGGAAUAACGUGAAGGAUGAAAUGGAGUCAACUUCAGUAAUCUCAGAUGAGAAUUGCAGCAGUGGUGCUACUGCCAAUCUUGUAGGUGAUGGGAAUUCUUCAUGUUUUCUGCCUCCGAUUUAUGAAAAUCAUCAUUCAUUUUUAGGAAAUCUUCCUUUGUUUUCGCCAAAUUCAACUGACUUUUUAUGCUCAAAUCAUCCUUUUUAUAAUUAUUCUGAUUCUUUGAUUUAUACUCCUACCAUCAGGAGUUCCAUUUCAUCCUCGACCUUGGAAGGAUUGAGUGAGUUUCGCGAUUUUUAGUUUUUCUUUCAUUUGUUCGCAAUUGAACUUUGGCAAGGAGAGAAUUUCAAUCUCUUUUUUAGGUUUUCGUAGAAUUUGGAUCUAUUUAUUUCUCGGUAGGAUAAUCUCUUAAUCUCUUCGUUUCUUAGCAUCUGCACUUUUCGCUGACAUUGUAAAUGUACUCGAUUUAAUAAAAUGAGAACUCCAUAUGGUGAGAGAACUGCAUUUGAGUUUCUUGUGAUAUUGUAAUAUUACUCAAAAAAUAAAGGAGUCUCAUUCGAUGAAA